Staurois parvus is the source of this 579-nucleotide messenger RNA. The record is from the annotation of a GenBank genome assembly. Lineage: Eukaryota; Metazoa; Chordata; Amphibia; Anura; Ranidae.
UCUGGGGAGACCGGAUACAGUGAAUGCAGGGUCCGGGGAGAGCGGAUACAGUGAAUGCAGGGGUCCGGGGAGACCGGAUAUAGUGAAUGCAGGGUCCGGGCUGGGAGACCAGAUAUAGUGAAUGCAGGGUCCGGGGAGAGCAGAUAUAGUGAAUGCAGGGUCCUUGGUGACCAGAUAUAGUGAAUGCAGGGUCUGGGGAGACUGGAUAUAGUGAAUGCAGGGUCCGGGGAGACGGAUAUAGUGAAUGCGGGGUCCUUGGAGACCAGAUAUAGUGAAUGCAGGGUGCUGGGGAGACCAGAUAUAGUGAAUGCAGUGUGCUGGGAGACCAGAUAUAGUGAAUGCAGGGGUCCGGGGAGAGCGGAUAUAGUGAAUGCAGGGUCCAGGGGGAGACCAGAUAUAGUGGAUGCAGGGUCCAGGGGGGACCGGAUAUAGUGAAUGCAGGGUCCGGGGGAGAGCGGAUAUAGUGAAUGCAGGGUCCGGGGAGACGGGGGAUAUAGUGAAAUGCAGGGUCCUGGGAAAGCGGAUAUAGUGAAUGCAGGGUCCGGGGAUACUAGAUAUAGUGAAUGCAGGGUCCGGGGA